AGAAGCAUCCUCAAGGGCUCAAAAGUGUCCCACAAAAAUUGAGAUGACAAGCGUCUAGCGGGGCGGUUCACACCUGCGAUUUGUUUAUUUGGUGGUUACCUUCACUCGUAAGGAAACAGAUACCGCGUCUGGUCCGUAAGCUCAAACUCUCUUUGGUCUUGGGUACCCACUAUCCUCCACUCCCUCUUCUAUUUGAAUUAUCCGAUUCCGUCUCUUCCUCGAUUAUCAAAGAUCCAAUUUUUUUUGGACGAUUUGGGAUCAGGGUCUGAUUGCGAUCGAAAAGGAUUGGAUCAUGUCGAUGCUCGACUCCUUCUUCAACAAGGGCUUCAAAGCUGCCAAAUGUAAAACCCUGCUGAAACUGACAAUUCCGAGGAUAAAGUUGCUGAGGAAUAGGAGAGAGAUUCAGAUAAAGCAGAUGCGCCGAGACAUUGCCAAGCUUCUUGAGACGGGUCAAGAAGCCACAGCUCGCAUUCGGGUCGAGCAUAUUGUGAGAGAAGAGAACAUGAUGGCUGCACAGGAGAUCAUUGAGCUGUUCUGUGAGCUUAUUACAGUCCGCCUUCCGAUUGUUGAAUCACAAAGGGAAUGUCCUCUAGAUCUGAAGGAAGCAAUAUCCAGUGUUUGCUUUGCAGCACCAAGAUGUGCGGAUCUACCAGAGUUGCUGCAUGUUCAAAUGCUAUUUACAUCCAAAUAUGGAAAGGAAUUUGUAUCAGCUGCAUCAGAGCUUAUGCCAGAUUGUGGUGUUAAUCGCCAGUUAAUAGAACUGCUAUCAGUUCGUGCCCCUUCACCCGAGAAGAAACUAAAGCUUCUGAAAGAAAUAGCUGAAGAGCAUGAGUUGGAUUGGGAUCCAGCUGCCACUGAAUCAGAGUUUUGCAAAACUCAUGAAGAUUUAUUGAACGGCUCAACACAGUUUGUAAGUGGGUCUAAAUUGCCCCUUCCUCAAGAAAAACAUGAUGAGACAUUGUAUUCUACCCCUGAACAACCCUACAAAGAACAGCCAGAGUCUGAUUCCGGCUUUGAUGUGUUAGAUCUUCCCGAAGUUCCUAAGUCAUCAUUACAGUCAAGCGCAAGUGUUGCUUCAGCGCCAGCAGUGUUCCCAUCUUUUCAAGCUGCUCCACAUCCUAAUAUUGGUCAUGAAUCACCAAAGCAUUCUGGAGUUAUUGAAAAUCCAUCACAGGAGCCGCAUUUUGAACCUGAGGAAGUGAUGCAAGAAAGAUCAGUGGAGAACGAAAAUGAACAACCUAGUGUUCCAGUUGGUGGUGGAGAGGAUAAACAAUUCCUGCCAUUUAUCUCUCCUCCAUCCUUAUCUUCUGCAUCAUUUUCUGCAACACAUAGUAACCCACCAGCCACUCUCUCAAGAGCAAAAAGUGAGGCCAACGUGGACUUGCAGGAUGUCUUGGCUGCAGCUCAGGCUGCUGCAGAAAGUGCUGAACGUGCAGCAGCCGCAGCUCGCUCAGCCGCUAGCCUUGCAAAGGUCAGAAUCGAUGAGCUCACCAAGAAAAGUAGCGACCAGUUCGUUGAGAAUAGCUGUGAGGAGCGGUUUGAUAACGAUGUUCCUGACCAGACAGGUUCUAAGGAAAACCCACAUUUUGAUCAUCAAAGCUUGUUUGGCAAUUCCAAUGAUGUUUUAAACUCCCCUGAGUCCCAUCAAGAUGGUGAAGACUUCCGGAGAUCAGAGACAUCAAGUUUUGACACACACAAAGUGGAUUUUGAUUCCUCUCUUACCAAUGAUCAUGGUUUUGAAAAUGAGCUUGCUCAUCACCAGCCCCAGAGAUUACCUUCAAUGGAUGAUGACCCGUAUUUCUCAUAUCCGAACUUGUUUACAUCACAGAAUUCAGGUCUUGGAUCUUCUGCUCAUUCCUCCACAGAUAAUUCCCGAUCCACCCAUGAGGUCUAACUUGAAUUAUGUACCCAUGAGGCCUUUGCUCAUCUUUGUUCAAGAUCAUACUGCAGAGUGGAUGUAACGUUCAGUUAUGGUUUUUAUUUUUAUUUUUUAUUUGUAAAGAGCGCAGUUAUUAGGUAUAUAAUAGGCGUGUAAUUUGCGUCAAAAGGUCUCCCGUGUUUAUGAACGUACUGCUUUUGCAGUUGUGAAACUGCCCUCGAUGGUAAAUGCUAUAGUUUGUUGAGUGUGCAA
Messenger RNA from Alnus glutinosa, 2131 nucleotides. RefSeq lists its product as uncharacterized. Bases 293 to 1894 code for a protein of 533 amino acids. Lineage: Eukaryota; Viridiplantae; Streptophyta; Magnoliopsida; Fagales; Betulaceae. The record is from RefSeq and is a predicted model, not a curated record. Gene Ontology annotation, biological process: protein transport. The transcript is spliced from 6 exons.